GCCUGCGGCUGCCCACUGUACUGGAAGGGGCCUCUCUUCUAUGGAGCCGGCGGGGAGCGCACAGGCUCAGUGUCCGUCCACAAGUUCGUGGCCAUGUGGAGAAAGAUCCUCCAGAACUGCCACGACGAAGCCGCCAGAUUCGUGCACCUGCUCAUGAACCCCGGCUGCAACUACCUGGUGCAGGAAGACUUCGUCCCUUUCCUGCAGGACGUGGUGAACACGCACCCGGGCCUGUCCUUCCUGAAGGAGGCGUCCGAGUUCCACUCCCGCUACAUCACCACGGUCAUCCAGAGGAUAUUCUACACCGUCAACAGGUCCUGGACUGGGAGGAUCACCUGCACCGAGCUCCGGAGGAGCACCUUCCUGCAGAACGUGGCCCUGCUGGAGGAGGAGGCGGACAUCAACCAGCUCACGGAGUACUUCUCCUACGAGCACUUCUACGUCAUCUACUGCAAGUUCUGGGAGCUGGACACAGACCACGACCUCCUCAUCGAYGCGCAGGACCUGGCCCGACACAAUGACCACGGUGAGCCUGGCUGCARGACGUGGGGCAGGGCACUGAGCAGGCCCAGGUGACACCGCACACUGCUC
Molecule: messenger RNA, 591 nt
Organism: Urocitellus parryii (Arctic ground squirrel)
Lineage: Eukaryota; Metazoa; Chordata; Mammalia; Rodentia; Sciuridae
Source: RefSeq, a predicted model, not a curated record